Molecule: messenger RNA, 5247 nt
Organism: Silurus meridionalis
Lineage: Eukaryota; Metazoa; Chordata; Actinopteri; Siluriformes; Siluridae
Gene: cables2b
Product: Cdk5 and Abl enzyme substrate 2b
Exons: 9
Coding region: 143-1603 (486 amino acids)
Biological process (GO): regulation of cell cycle
Source: RefSeq, a predicted model, not a curated record
CCAAUCCCAUCACCGAACGCGUCACAUAAUUACCAUAAUUUACAGUGACCGCCAAUGAGCUGGGGGUAGGCGUGGCGGGGGUUUCACGCGCCGCUGCUAGAACUGCUUUGGAGUAGGAUUCAGUGUUCCUCGGUGGAGGAGAAUGGCGGCGGCGGCGGCUGUAGCUGCUGCUGCUGCAUGCAGUCCGCCGGUCGCUUGUCCGAUCAACCCGCACGGUGAAGCGCAUUCGCGCAAAAGCAAAGACGCUCGCAAGAGACGGGCGGCCCUAUUAUUUCUCACGAACAUUUCCCUGGACGGGCGUCCGGUGGUUCACAUAAACAACGCGGCGGAGUUUGAGGGCGCAGAGGUGGGUUCGGCGGUAAACGAGCUGGGCGCCUUCUCUAACCUGUCUGCAGCGAGUGCACUGCUGGGGAUCAGCGUGCCUCCUAUACUCGUGCUGCCCUCAGACUCGGAGUACGAACAUGCCGCGGGCACUGAGCCGUUUCCGGGCUCGUUUUCCUCCUCGCAGGGGAACCUGCUGUCUCCCUGCAGCCUCCAGCCAAGUCCAGUCGGAGCGCGAAAGUCCCCGACACUGCUGUCCGUCCAGAGCUGCGCUUCAUCUCUGGAUUCUAGGCAAAGGACACGCAACCUGUCAGGUUCUCACUGGCCCCGCCCCUUAAAGAAAGUUCACUUCAUUAAGAACAUGAGACAGUAUGACACCAGAGGCAGCAGGAUUGUGCUGAUCUGUGCCAGAAGAUCACUGUGUGCUGCAUUUUCGGUGCUGCCAUAUGGAGAAAGCUUCUACAUAAGUGACCCGGCCCUAAGCACCCCUAGGCGGAGACACUCAUCUGGGGGCAUUUCCACCACACUAGAUAUGCUCCCUGGCCUGGAGGGAGUGGAGCUUGGCAUCUACGGCAGGACUGUGUCUUAUGCCCGGUUUCUGUACCCCACUAAUGCACUGGUUCGUGAAAAGCCACCGGAGAUCGCUCUGCAGAUGCCUCACCCCAGAAACAGCAUCCCAUGCAGCAGCUGCCCUCCAUCCCGUCUCAACAGCACUGUAGGCUUUGACUUGGGUCUGGAUGACACAGAAUAUGAUCCCAACCUGCUAAGUGACCCGCAGUGGCCUUGUGGAAAGCACAAGAGAGUUCUGAUCUUUGCCUCUUAUAUGACUACGGUAAUAGAGUAUGUCAAGCCAUCAGAUUUGAAAAAAGACAUGAAUGAGACCUUUAAAGAGAAAUUUCCUCACAUCAAGCUCACCCUCAGUAAGAUCAGAAGUUUGAAGCGAGAAAUGCGUGCUGUAGGGGAAGAGUGUUUUCUGCAGCCAGUCACCAUCGCCAUGGCGUUUGCGUACUUUGAGAAGCUCGUCCUUCAGGGCCGCCUCAACAAGCAGAACAGGAAGCUGGUGGCCACCGCUUGCCUCUUGCUGGCCGCAAAAAUCAGCAGUGACUUCAAGAAACAAGAAGUCAAGCAGCUAAUUGAUAAGCUGGAGGAGAGGUUCCGUCUCAGCCGACGCGACCUGAUCGCCUUCGAAUUCACCAUCCUGGUGGCUCUGGAGAUGGCCCUCUACCUUCCUGACAGCAAGGUCAUGCCCCACUACCGCAAGCUGACCCAGAGCCCCUGCUGAACUGCUUGAGUUUAUCAGUGCUUGUUCAUACAGUAUGAGAGCAGAGGAAAAGAAAAGGUUGCCAGUUAAAUGUUAGCAGGUUGCAGUGCUGAUCUAUAUCUACACUAAGCUCAUGGGGGAAGAGAAAGUGGAUCUAUUUAUACUCCACAGGCUCGUACAGAGUCUGUGUCAUUUAUAGUUAGUAUUAACUUCUGUUUUGUGUUUUACUUAAGUCAAAUGGCACUAACGCAAGAUCGAUUAUAUGGCCAUAAUGUUUUAAAGGAAGCUUUUAAAUUAACUCUAAAGACUCAAAUAACAAGGUAGGGCUUUUUCCAGGUUCUGUUUGUGUCUCUGUGUCUGUAUGUCUCUGUCAGUGACUCUGUGUCUGUGACUAUGCGUAUCAGUCCCCAACCAACCCCCCCCCCCCACAAUGUUUUUUUACUUUAAUAUUAAGCAGAACUCUUCUUUCCCACUUACCUGCACAUUGUUUUGUCUCUCCAAACUAUUUGAUUUUCUACAGUAUAGAAAGCUUUUGCUCCUCUGUAUUCUAUGCAUUUUUAGAGCACGGAUUAUAUUAUUGCUAUCACACACCAGUAGCAGUAGUAUGUGAUCAGACUCUGUGCAGUAUUUACUCAUGUUCUGGGUUAUUUCAAGGCCCCAGUUGUCAAAAUGCUCUAUAUUAGAGCUGAUUUGAACUUAAGCGCAUUUCCUGUGCUUCUGCGUUCUGGUAUUUUCUACUUUGAAACUUGACAUUUAAAAAAGAAAUAGUGUGGCCCAGGUUACCCAAUCCCCCCCCACCCCUCAGGUUAUUGGUGCUUUGUUUAUCAUGGUUAGAUAAUAGCUCGAGUGUCACUGUGAACAUUAAUGUGGAUUUAAUGGAGCAGCCAAUACAAAGCCUGCAGUGCUUUCUGUUCCUGUAGGAUACUGAAAAGCACAGAUUAAUAAUUGAGAUUUAUUCUCAGUGACGGCCCUCAUACAUCAUUGAAAUGGUUUCAUUUGGCUUUUUGUCUGAGAAGAAGCACUACACAGAUGCUGUAAAGCAGGGCUGUGAAACAUAGUCUGAUAAUCGUGGUCCAGAUUAAAAUCCAUGGCGGAUAUUACGGGCAAUUUUGAAAAGGAUUUGCUAAUUGUAAAAUUGUCUGGAAUAUCCUUUCAUAACAAAUCAACUCGUGGUCCAUAAUUGAAAUGUAUGUUUAAAAAGUCUCUGUUAAUCCAGCAGGGGGCAGAAUGUAGUAAAAAAAAACAUUUAGUUAAUUAGCAAACCACAUCUGUUUUGACAGGAACUCCCCAGCAGCAGGGAGCAGCAGGGAGUGAAUAUUAUUGCAGUUAUAUAUAUAUAUAUAUAUAUAUUUUUUUUUUUAUUAUUAUUAUUAUUAUUUUUACAAAAGACUAAACAAAAACAGGGGCCAAGCCUAAAAGUCAAUGGUCAGAAAUCUAGCAAGAAUUAAACAAAUGGAUUCCACUCAGUGUUUCAGAGCUACAUUUUAUGUCAAACAUUUGAAUCAUUACUAUGAUUUUACUUUGGUGUAUAAGUAAAUUUUCAUGGUUUUUGCUUUCCCUCCCAAAAAAAGUACACUUUUGCAAAAGUAAACGAGCAAAAGGUGGCACGUGAGCUCUCGAGAGUGCAUUUGUUUAAUUCUUGCUCUUUUUCUGACCAAUUAUUUAUUGGAAGAGCUUUUAAAUCGUAAUAUUAUAAUGGACCCAGUAAUAUAUCUAUUGUGUUGUGUAAAAUCAUUAUUUAUAUGAUGUAUAAUCCCAGGUCAAGAGUGAUAAAUAUUUAUGCAGUCUUUGUGAUUUAUAUGGUAAAAGCAAUAUUUUAAGAAAAAUGUCUUAUUAUGGUAAAGAAUCACAGGUUGUUUAUUUGUGGGUGAUGCACUACGUGGAUAAAUAUUUUGCGACACCUGACCAAAAGAUUGUGCUUUUUUGAACAUCCCUUUCCGUACUUGGUUCCUGUUAUCUUCUGGGAAGAUGUUCCAGUAGAUUGUGUAGUUUGGCUCAUUUAGCCAUAAGGACAUUAGUAAAGUCAGGUACUGAUAUACAGUAGGGUGAGGAGGACUGGGGGUCCGUGUUUCAUUAGGGUUAGAGCCCUUGAUGGCAGGCCACUUAAGAUUUUCCACUAUAUCCAUUUUAUCCUCGCCAACUUUGUGGUAACAGUUUGGGGGAAAAGCCACAUAUGGCUGAAAGAGUCAGGUGUCCCAAUACUUUUGUCCAUGUAGUGUAUAUGUUUGUACCCUUUUCAGAUGAUCGAUGUGUUCGAUGGAGAUGGUGAUGUGUCCUACUAAACCGUUUUGGGGUUUUUUUUUUAUGGGAGGUUAGUAUCAUUUCCGUUAUAGCUGAAACCUCUGACACCUUAAAAUGUGGGUCAGCCAGCAGUUAUGUUGAUUAUCUUUACAGCCACUCCACUUAACAGCUCGAAAGUAGUUCGUGAAAAUAUUUCAAUCCUGAGUCUACUUUUCAAGAGUAAACCUGCAAACUGACAUGAUCUCUUUUUGUCCAAACUGCACGACGUUGUAAUCUUUUUUUGUGUUUACUUUGUUUUAAUAACUGCAGCAUGCUAGCCCCAUUAAUAAUCCUCCAGCAGUGUUGAAUAAAACUUCAAACAUAUCAGAUGAUCGCAGUAAACUAGAAUCGCACUAAGAUAAAAAUCUAGAACACUGUGUUCAUACCAAGUCUUCCUUCCUUCAUGCAUUCAUACUCAUGUGUUGCGUGUUUUAUAUCUUGACGAUGUUGUCUGCUGCUUGUAGAGAUACUUCACUGUUUAGAGAUGAGAAAUGCAGACUUUUGCACUUUUAUCUAAGCUGUGUGUGUGUGUGUGUGUGUGUGUGUGUGUGUGUGUGUGUGUGUGUGUGUUUGCUACUUUGCUUUGAGUAAAUUGAGUCUAUUGUAAAUGUAUAAAACAUUGGAGCUGAUGCCACCGAAGCAAUUCCUCACUGCAGUGUAAAGCGACUGAUAUGCAAUAUUUUUUAACUGUAUUUACUGAUGCGCGUCAUUAAAAAUGCCAUCUUUUGUUAAACACUGGCAUCUAUCAGUUUAAAACAAAUUAUUUUAUAGAAGAUUUUUGUUUUAAUGUCAGAUGUCGAGAUGCAGCAUUUAUUUCCUGUUAAGUACGCUGAUGGUUUUUAUUUCCUCUGAAUUUUAAAACCAAGCAUUUGUAUUCUUGGUGUGUUGACUGAUAACUUGGACAUCCAAGACUUAGUGUAAGUGCCUGAGUGAAUGAUUUAUUAUUUGUAAAUGACAGUCUGAAUGCCAAACCUCAAUAGGGAUUAUCUGUAAAAUAUUUCACUGUGAUUUUUUUAAUUUUAUUUUAUUUAGUCUUCAGCUUUCAAGCAACACAGCACUAAAGACAGAUUUGUACUUUUGAUUAUUUACUGUAGUAAAGCACCCUGUUUAAUACCUGUGUCAGAGCAGAGGAAAGGACCAGCAUGAUGUCACAUGGUUAAAGGUGGAGAUUUAGUAAAUAGCAUCAUCCAGUUUUUUAUUGGACUGUUUAGAUAAUAAUUUGCAUUGUCAUUCCCCUUGUAUGAUAAUGUUGUGUGCAAUCUGUAUCUGAGCAAUACUGUGCAUUCUCGAAUCCAUGUAGCAUCCAUUUAAUCAAAUCGAUUUUGAUCCAGCAAUAAAAAAUGAUUAACACAUUUAAAUAAAAAAAAAAGCAUUCAUAUACUAUA